AUGGGUCGCCAAAACGUUGUUGUAGUCUUUGGUCUCGUGUUCUUGGCCGUUGUUGGCCUAGCCGCAGCUGCCUCCUCUCCUUCAGCGUCGCCAUCCAAAGCUCCGAAGUCUGCCCCUAAAACUGAGGUCGAAGCUCCAGUCACCGACGACCAGAUCGGAACCACCGGCGACGAUGCAGCUGCUUCUCCUGGUGAUGGUGACGUGGCAGUGGCCGGUCCUCUAGGAAGUGACUCCUCCUACGGUAGCAAUGGACCUUCAGGCUCUGACGAUUCUGCUGACAGUGGUGCCGCGGCUCUUGGUCUAUCUGCGGCCGUUGUUGGUGCUGCAUCCAUCGCCGGUUCUUUCUUGUUUCUCUGA
Microthlaspi erraticum is the source of this 357-nucleotide messenger RNA. The record is from the annotation of a GenBank genome assembly. Lineage: Eukaryota; Viridiplantae; Streptophyta; Magnoliopsida; Brassicales; Brassicaceae.